AUGGCGUCUGCCCUGAACAAACGCCAGCAGGCGCGUAACGAGCGCACAUUACAGGAACUCAUCAAGUCUGUUCCUGGAAAUGGAAACUGCGCAGACUGCGGCGCGCGCAAUCCAGGAUGGGCAAGCUGGAGCCUGGGCAUCUUCCUGUGCAUGCGAUGCGCAGCCUUGCAUCGCAAGCUGGGCACGCACAUCUCCAAAGUCAAGUCGUUGAGCAUGGACAAGUGGGACAACGCCCAAGUUGAUAACAUGAAGCGCAUCGGCAAUGUCGAGUCUAACAAGACAUACAACCCCCGUAACGUCAAGCCGCAAAUACCCAUCGACAUCGACGAGGUAGACAGUGCUAUGGAACGCUACAUCAGGGCAAAGUACGAGCAGAGAAUAUACCUCAACGAUUCACGGCCAGGCACACGACAAAACACGGGUAGCACGAGCUCAGAAGACCGACCGCCGCCAUUACCACCGAAGCCAAGUGGUCGCUUUGGAUUCGGGCUGCGUAAAGCCGCAACUUCGCCGCGCAACAUAACACCUCCCAUCUCCCCAGGCCUGGAAGAAUUCCGACAAGAUUUGUCCCCGCCCCGAGUAAACAAGCCUUCCCGCGUGUUUGGCUCAAAUGUACAUACAUCCGGCGACGGCAUGGACUCCAAAUUAGCCACACUUCGGGACAUGGGCUUUCCAGACGAAAAGCGCAACUCCACUGUAUUAAAGGGUCUAAAUGGGAACCUCGAUCGAGCAGUCGAGGCUCUGAUCCGACUGGGCGAACAAAAUCCUGUCAAAUCAAGAAGUACCACACCAACUCCGCCUACGAAGCCCGUGGCCAACGGCCUAUCUUUCGACAAUGCACCCGCCGCCUCAUCGUCCACAAAUCCCUUUGAUGCUCUAGACGCACAAGCGCAAGCUCCUCAACAGCAGGCAUUCUAUGGAGGCGCUCAAGGACAGCAGUCAUAUCCUUCAAAUUCCUACAAUCCAUUCUUAUCGCAGGCAUCCCAAGGUUACACCCAGCAGCAGGUCCCCCAGCAGCAGCAGCAGCAGCAACAACGACAGCAAAGCGUUGGAUACAUGCCAAAUCCCUGGGAACAGCAGCAACAGCAGCAAAGUCUCGAGCAAUCUUUCCAAGGUAUGCAAGUCUCGAGCUUACAGCCUCAACAACAACCCCUGUUUCCAAACCGAACUGGCGGUUAUGGACAAUCACAAACCUCGUACGCUCAAACGAACCCAUAUCUCCAACCUUUCGCGCAACCCUCUAUGCCACAGGUACCUGAGCAGUACAACUCCUUCAUGGCACCACAGCAACCGCAGUACCAGUCCAUGUCAAGCCCUUCAAGUCCAGGAAACCCCUUUCUAAAGUCGUCUCAAAGCCAAAUAUUCACACCGACCAAUAUCGCAAACUCGAAUCCUUUCGGACAAUCGCCCUUCCAGCAGCAGGCAGCACAGCCACAGACAGUUGCACCUCAGCAGCAAAUGCCUAACCCAUGGUCGCAACAGCAACAGCAACAGCAGCUACAACAACAACAAAGUCAAGUUUUGACUCAGCCAGCAAACCCUUGGCAAAGCCAAUCUGGUUACCAAGCCCAGACCCCUGUUCAAAAUUACCAGAACCAGCAGCAAAGCUUCCAGAAUCAACAACAGUUGUACCAGCAACAAAGUUCCAACCCAUUUGAUAAGAACGCUUCGAUUCUCUCCUUGUACAACCAACCACAAGCGACAUCUCAGCAGCCAGCACAGCAACAAGUUCAACCAACAGGUGCACAGGCUCCGGUGCCAGCUGCACCAGUCACGCAAGCACCCGGCCAGUCAAACCCAUUUGCUAGCAUGUCUGCUGCGCCCCAAGGCCAAGCUUUGUCUGCUGCACAGACACCGGGCGUGAGACAUGUUAGCAACGAGAGUGUGGAUUUUGCUGGACUAAUGGGUGGACGCCAUUCGCCUGAUGCCUUUUCUGGACUGAGCUCUAGCUUCCGACGUUGA
Molecule: messenger RNA, 1962 nt
Organism: Bipolaris victoriae FI3
Lineage: Eukaryota; Fungi; Ascomycota; Dothideomycetes; Pleosporales; Pleosporaceae
Exons: 4
Coding region: 1-1962 (653 amino acids)
Biological process (GO): endoplasmic reticulum to Golgi vesicle-mediated transport; intra-Golgi vesicle-mediated transport; endocytosis
Cellular component (GO): Golgi apparatus
Molecular function (GO): protein binding; GTPase activator activity
Source: RefSeq, a predicted model, not a curated record